Ctenopharyngodon idella (grass carp) is the source of this 1790-nucleotide messenger RNA. It is a transcript of the gene prkag3a, whose product is annotated as protein kinase, AMP-activated, gamma 3a non-catalytic subunit. Bases 376 to 1401 code for a protein of 341 amino acids. Lineage: Eukaryota; Metazoa; Chordata; Actinopteri; Cypriniformes; Xenocyprididae. The transcript is spliced from 13 exons. The record is from RefSeq and is a predicted model, not a curated record.
GCUAUUUUUGGAAUAACCUGUGCGCGCUCCUACAUGCCAGCUCGUGUUGUCUGUCAGUGUCAAACCAGACACCUUUACACCACAUUUAACAGGACUCGUACAGCAAUAUCCUAAAAUAGGUAGUCUUCUUUUCACCAGAGCGUCGUCGCUUUGCCUUUGUCUGUCUGUCCGUCGGUCCUGCUGCGUUUAGAGGCAGCGUCGCGUCUUAAAUAUCCGACCUCAGUUGAUCCUAAUAUAGUUCGGGCGAAGAGGGAUCAGCGAGCAUGCGCAGGACGCAGAGAUGUGCACGGAGAAGCUCGGCAGUAGUGCACACGCACAAAUGGACACUGGCACGCAGGUAAGAGACGGCAGGACGUUUGCCAUGAGGACUAUAUAAUGAACAGCACAGACCCCGAUCCGAAUGCAGAAGCUUAUAUGAACUUCAUGAAGAAACACUGCUGUUAUGAUGCGAUUCCCACCAGCUGCAAACUGGUCAUUUUUGACACCACACUGCAGGUGAAGAAGGCCUUCUUUGCUCUGGUUGCGAACGGCCUGAGAGCGGCCCCUCUCUGGGACAACAAACUGCAGAGGUUUGUGGGUAUGCUGACAAUCACAGAUUUUAUCAAUAUUCUUCAUCGGUAUUACAAGUCACCUAUGGUGGGUUGCGAUCCCUGCCUCUUCUCUAAUGCCCACCUUGGGUUGUCCUUCACGGUUCAGAUCUAUGAAUUGGAGGAGCACAAGAUUGAGACAUGGAGAGGUGAUUCAUUUCAAAACGUCUAUCUGCAAUAUCACGAUCAAUAUCUCAUCAGUAUCACACCUGAUGCGAGCCUCUUUGAUGCCGUCUACUCUUUACUGAAACACAAAAUCCACAGGCUGCCGGUCAUCGACCCAGAGUCUGGAAAUGUCCUUCACAUACUGACCCAUAAGAGAAUCCUCAAGUUCCUUCAUUUAUUUGAAGCCUCAGUGCCCAAGCCACGCUUCUUGAAGAUGCAAAUUAAAGAUGCAGGAAUAGGAACUUUCACAGACAUAGCCACAGUCUCACAGACGGCCACUGUGUACGAUGCACUUUCUGUGUUUGUCGAGCGACGCGUGUCCGCUCUCCCAGUGGUGGAUGACGAUGGCAAGGUGGUUGCCCUGUAUUCCAGAUUUGAUGUGAUUAAUCUUGCAGCGCAGAAAACCUACAAUAACCUGAGCAUGAGCAUGCAGGAGGCGGUGCGGAGGAGGCGCUGUUAUGUGGAAGGAGUCAUUAAAUGCUAUCCUGAUGAGACUUUGGAAACUGUUAUUGACAGAAUAGUCAAGGCAGAGGUCCAUAGGCUGGUGCUUGUGGACAGAGAUGACGUGGUUCGGGGAAUAAUCUCUCUCUCAGACCUGCUGCAGGCCAUAGUCUUAUCUCCAGCAGGUAUUGAUGCUCUGUUUUCCUAACCUGAGAGGAUAUGUUUUCUGCUGUUCCCUCAUCUAACCAACACUAGUGUCCAGGUAUUCAAAGCGGAUAAAAUAUGACCGCGAGCAACAAUGAAGAAAGAAUCUCUUUUUUACAUGAUACAUUUACAUUGUAAAACUUCAUGGAUCAUGUAGAGUGUAUAAUAUAUUAAACAACAAAUUUCUCAUUUAAUUGAGAGAUUGCUUAUGAUGAGUACUGACAAAGAGAAGUGUUGCUUUAUGUUUUUAUGUAUGAGUGAGCACACAAGGGCUGGGAUUUUGAUCAAAUUGAUCAUCUAAUUUGCCUUUUUGUGCUGUUAUGAAAUGUAUAGACAGAUUAUCAUGUUUUUUUUGUUUUUUUUUUUUUUCUAAUAAACAAUUCCUUGUGCUCA